AUGACAACCCCCUCUCCAGCUCUGACACCAAGGCAGUGCUACAAUGGGGCCACUUGGAACGGAGAAAAAUGUGCCUGUACCCAAGGCUACUUUGGUUACCAGUGUCAAUCCCUCUUGGACUACUUCUUCAUAGAAACCCCGAAAAAAAUCAAUGCCACUGUAGAACUGAGAGUGAAAGUAACUAACAGAAAUUUCACAGAAGACCUAAAUAACAUAUCCUCCUAUACAUACCAGAAUUUUGUUCAACUAUUCAAGAGUCAGAUGGAUAAAUCUUACAGGAGCAAAGACUUUCCACAAUACAGAGGCGUGAUCAUUAGGAAACUACUCAACGGCAGCGUCAUUGUGGAACAUGAAGUCGUCAUGGAGGCAGACUUCACUUCAGAGUUUCAGGAGCUGUUUGCAAACCUCACUAAGAUCAUAAAGGCCAAGGUUAUGAAUGAGACCAGAAAGCUACCCAGUGAUUAUGAAGCGUGCGAAAACAUCUCACGCCUGUGCUACAGUGAGAAGGACGCCUUCGUGAAUGAGACCGUGAAGCUCGGCUUUGACCUGCAAGAGCAAUGCACUCAGAAUGCUGCGAAGGAAUUCACCCAAUUCUACUAUGUGGAUGAUCUGGAUGGGAAGCUGGCCUGUGUGACCAAGUGCACCCAGGGGACGAAGUCGCAAAUGAACUGUCACCACGGCAGGUGCCAGCUUCAACAAAGUGGCCCCCAUUGCCUGUGCCUGAACUCGGACACGCACUGGCACUGGGGAGAAAGCUGCGAACUUAGCACCAGCAAGAGCAUGGUGUAUGGGAUCGUAGGGGCUGUGGUGGUGCUACUGGUGGUCUCGGUGGUGGUCCUGGCCAUCUUACUCAGCCAAUCCCAGAGAAAACUGCACAGAAGGCAAGAGAACAACCUGUCUCGAGACUGGCAAGAAGAAGAUGUCCCUGGCAAUUUCCAGAACACAGGCGUCUGGGAAGGUCAGAAUAUGCAGGGGGACACGUUUGGCCUUGAAAAUGUCUACAGACACUUCCAGCCUUCCCUGCAGAAUGUGGACCCCACCACAGAGCUCCACAUUCAGAGGCCCACGGUGGUGACAACUGCUCAGUGA
This is a messenger RNA of Balaenoptera musculus (blue whale), 1089 nucleotides long. RefSeq names its product mucin 12, cell surface associated (gene MUC12). Lineage: Eukaryota; Metazoa; Chordata; Mammalia; Artiodactyla; Balaenopteridae. The record is from RefSeq and is a predicted model, not a curated record. The transcript has 12 exons. Bases 1 to 1089 code for a protein of 362 amino acids.